This is a messenger RNA of Cryptomeria japonica (Japanese cedar), 696 nucleotides long. RefSeq names its product vegetative cell wall protein gp1-like. The transcript has a single exon. NCBI's taxonomy places the organism in Eukaryota, Viridiplantae, Streptophyta, Pinopsida, Cupressales, Cupressaceae. The record is from RefSeq and is a predicted model, not a curated record. The coding region runs from base 1 to 696 and encodes 231 amino acids.
AUGGGGGGGUUCCCACAGUACGCAGGGUAUCGUGGGCCCCCUGCCAUAUUGCAGGCUUGUACGCAGCACACUGCAGGUAUUUUCCAGUGCCUCGGCCCCCCGCCAGCCCCUGGCCCCCACCGGCACCGGCCUCCGGCUCCCUACCGGCCACCGGCUCCCUUGCCCCCCCCGGCUCCCCGGACCGUCGCUUGCUGUUACCCUUCGGCCUGCUGCCGUUGCCCUCCGGUCCGCCGCCCAAGCGGCCCCCGCUUUGCUAGAGUCCACUGCCUGCAGCUCAUGCCGGCGGUCUCCCUACGGCCGCCGCUUCCCAGCUCCGCCACUGCUGCACCUCCCGGCCCCCGCGCUCAGCCCAGGCCUGCUCCGCUCCCAGCCGCCGCUCCCCCUACCCCUGCCGGCUCCUCGGGCUGCCACCUGUCGUUGCCCUCCGGCCCGCCGCCCAAGUGGCCCUCGCUCCACCAGAGCCCGCCACCUACAGCUCCCGUCGACAGUCUCCCUGCGGCCGCCGCUUCCCGGCCCCGCCGCUGCUGCACCUCCCAGCCCUCGCACUCAGCCCCAGCCUGCUCCGCUCCCAGCCGCCACUCCGCUCGGCCCCCAGCCGUCGACCUCCACUCGGCCCUUAUGCCCGCCGAUCCGGCCCCUGCUUUGCCCGGCCCCCUAGCGCCGCCCACAACCUCCCUACGCUGCCCGACCACUUAG